Galeopterus variegatus (Sunda flying lemur) is the source of this 483-nucleotide messenger RNA. It is a transcript of the gene UBXN2B, whose product is annotated as UBX domain protein 2B. The transcript is spliced from 4 exons. Gene Ontology annotation, biological process: proteasome-mediated ubiquitin-dependent protein catabolic process; autophagosome assembly; nuclear membrane reassembly. The record is from RefSeq and is a predicted model, not a curated record. NCBI's taxonomy places the organism in Eukaryota, Metazoa, Chordata, Mammalia, Dermoptera, Cynocephalidae. Gene Ontology annotation, molecular function: ubiquitin binding. The annotation marks the transcript as partial. Gene Ontology annotation, cellular component: nucleus; cytosol.
GUUUUAUGCAAGUGAACACGAAUACAGUGGAUUACAUAUAGUUCGGCCAUCAACUGGGAGAAUUGUGAAUGAACUUUUCAGAGAGGCAAGGGAACAUGGGGCUGUCCCUCUGAAUGAAGCCACAAGAACUUCAGGUGAUGACAAAUCUAAGUCAUUUACAGGUGGAGGAUAUAGAUUGGGUAAUUCCUUUUGUAAGCGGUCUGAAUACAUCUAUGGAGAAAGUCAGCUGCAAGAUGUUCAGAUUUUAUUGAAACUAUGGAGCAAUGGUUUCAGUUUAGAUGAUGGGGAAUUGAGACCUUACAGUGAUCCAACAAAUGCUCAAUUUCUGGAGUCUGUUAAGAGAGGAGAGAUUCCCCUGGAGCUUCAGCGACUGGUUCAUGGUGGCCAAGUGAAUUUGGAUAUGGAGGAUCAUCAGGAUCAAGAAUAUAUAAAACCUAGAUUGAGAUUCAAGGCUUUUAGUGGAGAAGGGCAAAAACUUGGAAG